AUGCUUCGUACCUAUGUCAGAUCUGACGAACGCGAGUGGGAGCGUUUGCUUCCGGCCUUGGAACUUGCCUACAACACAACAAGUCAUUUAUCCACUGAGCUCUCUCCCUUUAAGGUCAUGAUUGGGGAGAACCCGUUGACUGCUGCGGACCUUGAUGUCUUAGGCGCGUUAGCUCCUACGCUCACUCCUCCGAUGACUAAGCUUUUCCGGCAGCUCUGCGAAAGAGCACAGAGUCACAUCCUGAAGGCAAAAUGGCAGAAGAAGUACUACGCAGACACAAAGGGUCGAGCAGUGGAGUGGGAGAAAAGGUCUGGCUCAGCAGCAAGCACCUACCGCCUUUCAGCAGCUGCCCUAAGUUCGAACCCCGUUACUGCGGACCCUUCGAAGUAA
Molecule: messenger RNA, 390 nt
Organism: Eimeria tenella
Lineage: Eukaryota; Apicomplexa; Conoidasida; Eucoccidiorida; Eimeriidae
Exons: 1
Coding region: 1-390 (129 amino acids)
Molecular function (GO): nucleic acid binding
Source: RefSeq, a predicted model, not a curated record